AUGCAGUUAACAAUGUCAAAGGGAUUUAAUAUAGAGAAAGCAGGCAAAAUGCUUCAGAAAGAAGAACAGUUUAUUUCACAAAUAUUGUCUAUAAUGCCUCUGUCGACGCGUGAAUUGGCUGAAAAAAAUUGUUUAUCAUCGAAAGAAGAAGUGUCUACAAGAAAAGUGAAAACUUUUACUAUACCUGGCAAGAAAACUAAAAGAGCACAUACUUUUGAAGAGUUACAUGCAAAAUUGGAGGAAUUAAAGGGUAUAAAGAAGUUGGAUUAUAAACAGAAACUUCUUAAGAAAACUUUGAAAAACAGAAUCAAGAAAAAAACGAAAAAAGAAGAACAUUUAUUACAGAAAAAGCUUGCUAGGAUAGAACAGAAUACAGUUGGUGGUAUCAAAAUAAAGACAGAAAGUGAAGAAGUACCAAAAGUACCGAAAGCAAAGCCUGUUUUUAAUUCAGAGGGUAAAAUGGUAUUCAGUAAGUUUGACUUCUCUGAGAUUGGUGUAAAAAAGAAAUUACCUAAAAGUCAGAAUGAUCCUAAAAAGAUAUUGCAACAGUUGCAACAGAAGAAAGAAAAAUUGAAGCAAUUGGAAGAUUUGGGUGAUAAGGAAAAAGCUGAAGACAUUAGAGAGAAAGAUGCGUGGAAAUCUGCAUUGGCAAAAGCAUCUGGUGAAAAAAUUAAAGAUGAUCCUGAGUUGCUGAAACGUACCAUAAAACGGAACGAGCAGAAAAAGAAAUACAGCGCGAAGAAAUGGAAUUCUAGGAUAGAAAAUGUACAGAAAUCUGUGCAGGAAAGGCAAGAAAAACGACGAGAAAAUAUUAUGAAGAAGAAAAAGGAAAAGAAACAGAAUAAAUUGAAAAAGGCAGCGAAGAAAGGACGCAUAAUAUUGGGAUCUUAACUAGAGGCUGGUCAGUAAAUGAUUGGCAGAUCUAGGACGAGUGCUUCGAUACAACUGCCGUCUUCCACCUCCUGCUAGGUAUCACCUAACGCUGCAGAGACUGCGUUAGCAUGUGUCAAAGCUGUCCAUAGCGGGCUGUGAUCCACAGGCAAUGGCACCGCCAAAGAUUUCGAUGGUCGUGGAGACCUGUAAAAACAGGAAAUAAUACAAACACAUCUGAAAAUGCAUCAACAUUAUUUUUUAACCAUUAAAUUAGUUUCAAUAUUUUAAGCUUUUUUUGCUUUCUUCAUAUAUUUUUUAAUCUCUUAUUCUAUUUUGUAUUCCAUUAUACUCAAUUUUUUUAUAUAUGUGCUAUCGAUCAAAAUGUCUCACUAACGAGAUGUGUUGGAAAUAUCAUCGAUACUCAUCGCUUAUAGAAUUUGAUGGAGCUGAUAAAUACUCGUCACGAGAGAGCAAUAAAAAUGGACAUGUACCAAUAUUUUUUACUCGAUAAA
This is a messenger RNA of Monomorium pharaonis (pharaoh ant), 1385 nucleotides long. RefSeq names its product surfeit locus protein 6 homolog (gene Surf6). The record is from RefSeq and is a predicted model, not a curated record. Gene Ontology annotation, molecular function: RNA binding; DNA binding. The coding region runs from base 1 to 891 and encodes 296 amino acids. NCBI's taxonomy places the organism in Eukaryota, Metazoa, Arthropoda, Insecta, Hymenoptera, Formicidae. Gene Ontology annotation, biological process: ribosomal small subunit biogenesis; ribosomal large subunit biogenesis. Gene Ontology annotation, cellular component: nucleolus. The transcript has 5 exons.